GGGCGUCGUCACUCCUGUUGAUAAAGACUUUUCCGCAGUCGCACUGUCAGUGUUGAGCUGAACUGAAGUUUUUUUCAACUGAUUCUGAGACAGCCAGAUUACGACACCAUGACUUCUCCUGUCGGAAGACUCCUUGCUUGGACUUGUGGUUUUAGUCUCCUCCUGGGUUGCGUCUUACCGCUCACAUUCCCAGUUGGGGAAAAUGCCAAUUUACCAUGCGGCUUUUCCCCUGAACAAGCACCUGACAUACGUCUAGUAUGCUGGGGUAGAGGAGUUUUGGUUUACGACGAUGAGUGCACUGAUGAGAUGUUCCGGUCAGAUGGGAAAGUGAUUUUCACCAGACCGUCUGGGCGCUACAACUUCACAGGCAACAUUGCUGAGGGCGAUGCGGCAAUGACCAUCAUGGAUGUCAAUGAGGAUGACUCUGGAUAUUAUUUCUGUUUGUUGAAGGGCAUCGGUAUCUAUCAGUUGUUCAAGUGGGACGUGGAGAUAGAAGGACCCCCCAGAGAGACCGUGGCCCCCUCCUCCAUCCAGACAGCACCAACUCCCAUCAUGGCCACCACGCCCUCCACUGCCAACGAGACCAAGAGUGAGACAACAAUUGUGGUGGCUUCCACUGUGACACCCCUUGUUCUGGUGAUGCUGACUGUUGCCCUGGCUGCCACAUGGUACAUUAAAACACGGACAGGCAGCGUUGACUUUGUGAACCCCAAGUGGACGGUCUUUGGGUCGGAGAUUGCGACGUUUUCUGACGAUGUGGCGUGGAAUGAAGGGGGUGUGGUGCUGACGAAGUUUACUCCUUUAGAGGAGGGUUAUGGGCCGGUGCAUAUCCCACCUGGCUUUGGGCGAGAUGUGGUGGUCACCCAACUGUGAGGCAGACAUGCUGACCACUAGUCCACCGUGCUGCACCUUCCAAGAUGAAUCAUUACAAUCACUCGGUGGAGAAGCUGUGAUUUCGAUACUAACAUCGGGUUUCAUAACCUACUCUUUGACUAGCACAGAAUGAUUUGAAAAUGAAUUUUCUUCAUUGAAUAAUAUUGUAUUCUCGCCGUGAUUUCAGGUUUUCUUUGAUGCUUAUCUCCUUUAUGGUGUAUUUUAUCUACAGUACUCAUUGAUGUGUUUAUGCUAUUUGAAUAGACGUAUGAAGAAACAUCUAGGUCAAAUCCAUCUUAUCCUAGAAGGGUCGUGUAGGUUGUUGUGUGCAGAAUGGGACAUAACUGCACAAGAAAUACAAAUAAAAUACACAACAGUGUAUUUCUAUCAUCUAUAUAUUUGAUAUGAUCUCAAGUUAGUUUUAUUUAGCUCAGUAAAUCAUUGUGUUCUUUUUUAUUUCAAUGUAGACAAGAAUGACAGACUCCUUCAAUCUCUACUUGUGUUACAUAGAAAUGUGCUUGGUUGAAAGCGUACCAGUUACAUCCUGCACAUUUUUUCUAUCAUGUCAUGUAAUCACUUAUGAUUUGAAUUCAAUAAAAAAAUGCAAACGUAA
Molecule: messenger RNA, 1486 nt
Organism: Dunckerocampus dactyliophorus (ringed pipefish)
Lineage: Eukaryota; Metazoa; Chordata; Actinopteri; Syngnathiformes; Syngnathidae
Product: hepatitis A virus cellular receptor 1 homolog
Exons: 8
Coding region: 109-873 (254 amino acids)
Source: RefSeq, a predicted model, not a curated record